Miniopterus natalensis is the source of this 3566-nucleotide messenger RNA. It is a transcript of the gene ETNK1, whose product is annotated as ethanolamine kinase 1. The record is from RefSeq and is a predicted model, not a curated record. Gene Ontology annotation, molecular function: ethanolamine kinase activity. Lineage: Eukaryota; Metazoa; Chordata; Mammalia; Chiroptera; Miniopteridae. Gene Ontology annotation, cellular component: cytoplasm. Gene Ontology annotation, biological process: phosphatidylethanolamine biosynthetic process.
UUUUUCCCGAGAGCAGCCUGGGCUCAGUUCAGUUGCUGUCCAGACUCGGGUCGGCCGGACUGCUGCCUCCAGCCGUUCUCCUACUGCCCACCCGUCAGCUUGAGCGCCCCUAGCCCUCCCGCGAGGGCGCCCCGGGACGGAAGGAUCCACCAGUCUGUCGGCGCCCGCCGUUCUCGUGGUCGCCGUCGCGGUCGUCGUUGUGGUAGUCUCUGCGGUCGCCUGGGCCAUGGCCAAUUACAUCCACGUCCCGUCCGGCUCCCCGGAGGUGCCCAAGCUGGACGUCACGGUUCAGGAUCAGGAGGAGCAGCGCUGCCGGGAAGGGGCCCUGAGCCUUCUGCAACACCUGCGGCCGCACUGGGACCCUCAGGAGGUGACCCUGCAGCUCUUCACAGAUGGAAUCACAAAUAAACUUAUUGGCUGUUACGUGGGUAACACCAUGGAGGAUGUAGUCCUGGUGCGAAUUUAUGGCAAUAAGACUGAGUUGUUGGUCGAUCGAGAUGAGGAAGUGAAGAGUUUCCGAGUGCUACAGGCUCAUGGCUGUGCACCACAACUCUACUGUACCUUCAAUAAUGGACUGUGCUAUGAAUUUAUACAGGGAGAAGCAUUGGAUCCAAAGCAUGUCUGCAACCCUGCCAUUUUCAGGCUCAUAGCACGUCAGCUUGCUAAAAUUCAUGCUAUCCAUGCACACAAUGGCUGGAUUCCCAAGUCUAAUCUAUGGCUAAAGAUGAGAAAAUACUUCUCUCUCAUUCCCACAGGCUUUGCAGAUGAAGAUCUUAAUAAAAGGUUCCUAAGUGAUAUUCCAAGCUCUCAGAUUCUUCAGGAAGAGAUGACUUGGAUGAAGAGGAUUCUUUCCAACCUGGGCUCACCUGUUGUGCUUUGCCAUAAUGAUCUACUAUGUAAGAAUAUAAUCUACAAUGAGAAACAAGGUGAUGUACAGUUCAUUGAUUAUGAAUAUUCUGGAUACAACUACCUGGCAUAUGAUAUCGGAAAUCAUUUCAAUGAAUUUGCAGGUGUGAGUGAUGUAGAUUAUAGUCUCUACCCAGGUAGAGAACUACAGGGCCAGUGGCUGCGCUCUUACCUUGAAGCCUACAAAGAAUAUAAGGGCUUUGGGACUGAAGUUACUGAAAAGGAGGUAGAAAUACUCUUCAUUCAAGUCAAUCAGUUUGCAUUGGCUUCUCAUUUCUUUUGGGGAUUGUGGGCUUUGAUUCAAGCCAAAUAUUCCACUAUUGAAUUUGAUUUCCUUGGGUAUGCAGUUGUUCGUUUUAACCAGUACUUUAAAAUGAAGCCUGAGGUUACUGCAUUAAAAAUGCCUGAGUAAAGAUGUAAUUUUUCCCAAGUAGUUGAACAAUGCUUGUGAAUCUUUUCUUAAGAAACUCCGGAAAGCCAAUUAUCUGUUAUUUAAUUUGGUUAUUUUGCUUUACGAAUUAUGCCUCUAUCAACCAAUUCGUUUUUUAAAUAGACUGAAUGAUGUAAAAAAUAUACCUACUGCUGUCAGUAUGCGGUAGAUUAGAAAUUUGUUAAAUCUGCAAAAAGGUAUAAAGAUGUCAGUUUAAUCUUUUCUUUGAUAAUUUAAUCUGUUAUAUGUGAAUUAUUUAUUAUAAAUGUAACACAAUUCUGUGACAGCUUUCAUCUAGUUCAUCUGUUAAGUGUCAGCAAUGAAAAUGUUCCAGAGGAAAAAAUUUUUUUUACUUUAUUAAGAUUAAUUUUAGUUAGAUGUUCUAGGGUCAUUGUAACUUUUUAAUCUUGAUGCACUGUAAGUAAAAUGGAUCAUUUACUCUUGAAAUGCCAGACACUGGUAUAGAUAACUUAGGGUGUUGGUUGAAAAAUACCUGCUUAGAAAGGUGAAUGAAACACAUUCACUAUCUAUGGUAGUGGUAUAUCGUUUUGAAUUGAAUAUUGGAAACUUUCUUUGGGGGGAAUGUACCUUAGAAUUUAAUUCUCCUACAUAGUCUGGCAGUAUAAAUAUUAAUAUUUACUGUAUAAUCCUAGAAUAGAUGUGAUGAUUUUGUGUUACCAAAAUCUGCAUUCAGUAAUGUUCUCAUAUUCUAAAUGUGGUCAUUUAAGUUACUAGUUUGUUUUUAAGAUUUUAGUGUAUCAAAUUGUUUCUAACCAAACGUUUUGUUUUACUUAUUGAGAUAUUCUGUGUAUUUGUUAUUAAAUAAUAGCUAGUAGAACAAUUGCUAAUUUUAGAAACAAAGAUAGAAUGUUUAUCAUUCUUGGGAACAAGAAAAUGUCAUUUAGAUGAAUUCUGGUUUACCCGUGUAGAUUUAUUUUUUACAUUUUUGUUUCAUGUUUUAGUUUGACUCCAUGUCUUUGGAAUGAUAGCAAAUGAUUGCUUGAUACAUGUAGGUGCAGAGAAGUAAGUUGAGGCGGUUAAAAGAAAUAAGGAACAUUUAAGGCAUUGAUCUUGUACACUUAAAAACUGAUAUAACAAAAUGUGAAUUAAGCAGAAAUACUCCUGGUAGGAAGGAUUCUGUUAGUUUUUAUUUCUCUUUAUUUUGUUUGUGUAUUUUUUAUUUUGUUUUGGAGUGAGAGAAUGGUAAUUAUUAUGUGGACGGAAGUUAGAUCUUUGGGACAAGUAGGCUUCGAGUUUUGAAGAUUGCUGUGUGGAGUUGAGUAGUCAUGGUUGUCUUUGCUUAGCAAGUUAGUCUGACAAGCUUUCACUUUGGUCACAUAAGUGCCCGUGUACAAAGUUGGCUUAAUGGAUCUGCAUAUUCAGAAUAUGCAACUACAAAUUUAUCCUCUGAGAAAUCUUCUGGGGAGUCUGAUGUGUUAUUCCAAAUGACUGGUAUUCUCAGAUAAGUGCUUUAAAAUACUUGGGUUACCUCAAGAUGUUUAAAGGUAAUCAAGUAGAAACACUUAAAGGCCAUUUUAAAUGGUAAAUUCUAGUUACAUAAAUAGAAUCUUAAAAUCUGUUUGUAUCUAUAACAGUGUUAGACCAAGAUUUGUUUUCUACCUCCCCAAUGUUACAAAUGUUCACUUCUGUUUUUAUACACCAUUGUUGUAGAAUCAGUAGAAUUUUACUUAAUUGACUAAAUGAAUGGAAUCAAACAAUGAAUACCUUUUUAUAUAAUGUUAGAGUGUACUUGAAAAAUUGUUUUUGGUGGAAUUUCCACCUGUGGUUGGAAUAUUUUCAACGAUGAAGAAUAUGUAAUACUAGAGUUUUUUGCUUUCUGACUUCUUAAAGUGCAACAGUAUAUGUCUACAAUGGAGGAGAGGAGAUCAUUUUUCUGCCGUACUCCACAUUCUUGGAACUAUUUUGAAUAGAGAUUCACUGAGCCAUUGCUGGUAGACUGUGCAUACUAGCUGUGACACUAUAAUAAGCAUUUCAGAAAGAUUCAUAUGGAAGUGAAUGUAAAGGGGGAGUAACAGGCUUUCACUUGAUCCCCAGGAGUAGCCAGUGGGUCUUGAGAACAUAAUCAGAUACUUAAGGUAUUUCCUUCACUUUUUGGUUAGAUUUUUGGAUGUUGUGAUGCUCCCACUUCUGUACGGUUUUUUUUUUUUUAUCAUGCUGCAGGCUAUUAAUAGGGUUCAAAAUUGUUUCCCUUUUUGUUGACAAUUUAAGA